CCAACCAAUCUAUCAAAUGGAUGGUUAUUAAUGAUCCAAAAUUCUAAGGGCGGAAGCAAAUGUUACUAUUCUCUGUCUACGCUCCAUCCACAGCUACAGCGAUUUGGAAAAUCUAUCUACGGCUGAAGAUUCUCCAUCAUUUUUAAAUGGUGGUGAACUAGCAUAAGAGUCUGUCACCAAAAGAUGUCUACAUAAGCUAAAGAAACCAGAAGCUGAGGCCGCGUCUGUGUAUGGUGACGGCUCUCAUCUUCGUUGGAGGAAGGACAGAAAUGGCAACGGCUACGAUGGAGAGGAAGAGAGCAUGUGUAACUGGAGCCACGGGAUAUGUGGGGUCCAUGCUUGUUAAAAGCUUGUUAGAGAAAGGGUACGCCGUCAACGCCACCGUCAGAGACCCAGCAAAUAGCAAAAAGGUGUCCCACCUCUUAAAUCUACAAGUCUUGGGUGUUCUAAAACUUUUCAAGGCAGAUCUCACGGAGGAAGGUAGCUUUGAUGAUGCCAUCAAUGGUUGUGAUUUCGUCUUCCAUGUUGCCACUCCAGUGAACUUUGAGUCUGAAGACCAAGAGAAUGACAUGAUCAAGCCAGCAAUCAAUGGGAUGUUGAACGUUCUGAAAUCAUGUGUUAGAGUGAAGACUGUGAAGCGUGUGGUCUGCACAUCAUCAGUGGCUGCUGUGUCAUCGAACAAUCUCAAUGGGACGGACCAUGUCCUUGAUGAGGAGAGCUGGUCCGACGUCAAGUAUUUGACCUCUGAGAAGCCGUUUAGUUGGGGAUAUGGAGUGUCAAAAACCCUAUCGGAGAAGGAAGCAUGGAAAUUCGCUAAAGAAAACAACCUUGAUAUCAUCACCGUUAUUCCUGUUUGCAUCCUCGGCCCUUCUAUAACUCCUGAGGCUCCAGGAAGCGUCCAGGUGCUUCUAUCCUUACUCACAGGGAACGAAUUCACAGUCAACAUUUUGAAGGGCUAUCAGCUGAUCUCGGAGUCGAUUUCCCUCGUACACGUGGAGGACGUAUGUAGGGCCCACAUCUUUGUAGCGGAGAACGAAUCAGCUUCCGGCCGUUACAUAUGCUGCGCUGUUAACACGUGCUUCCGGGAACUUUCAAAAUUCCUCUCAAAACGAUAUCCACAGUAUAAUGUCAUCACUGAUUUUGGGGAUUUUCCAGCGAAUCUCAAGUCUAUCUUCUCCUCAGAGAAGCUGAUUAAAGCUGGAUUUCGCUACAAGUAUGGGAUGGAAGAGAUGUACGAUGAAUCGGUGCAGUACUUCAGGGCCGUUGGGUUGUUGGCCAAUUGAGAGCUAUCUCUUCUUCCAUGCUCCUGCAAACUACAGUUUGAAAAUUGGUUUAUUCUCUCUUAAGAAAGAGCUUAGUGUGAUGAAAUGCCUGAUUAUCACUUUGUAUUAGUAAGAUGAAUGUGUACAAACGUGUGAGUUUACCAUCAAUUAUCACAACACACUUGCCGCUUUGUAAUAUGGUAGCCAAAUGUGAGCCAUUGAUUAGGUAGGGCCCACAGAUAACACACCCUGAACAGGUAUGAAUUAGGCAGUGUAGAUACAUAUAAAUGAAAUAUGCAUGUUAGUGCAUAUAAAUUAAUUAGGUAUACCUUUAGCACCAU
Molecule: messenger RNA, 1603 nt
Organism: Magnolia sinica
Lineage: Eukaryota; Viridiplantae; Streptophyta; Magnoliopsida; Magnoliales; Magnoliaceae
Product: anthocyanidin reductase ((2S)-flavan-3-ol-forming)-like
Exons: 6
Coding region: 231-1283 (350 amino acids)
Molecular function (GO): oxidoreductase activity, acting on the CH-OH group of donors, NAD or NADP as acceptor
Source: RefSeq, a predicted model, not a curated record